AGAGCCACCAUGGGGCUCUGGGGCCGCGCCGCCUAGGGAGCCGAGGGCAGGGCUUUUCUCGCGUGCGCCAUGGCGGCCUCGGAGCAGUCUCAGGUCGAGCUGCAGACGGCGCGGAGGGCGUCUGCGCCAGCGGCCGAGCAGGCCCCCCAGCAGGCAGCGCCGCCUGGGGAACCCCUGCUCGUUGGCUCGGGGGUCAGCUCGCCGUCGCGGCCGCCCCUCGCUCGCGCCGUGGCGUCCGAGCGAGUGCGCGUGGGCCCGCACCGGAUCCAGACCUGGAACGACGACCUCUACGCGCAGCUGCGCGAGCGGGACGGCGUCCCAGAAGGAUUUCUGGAAUCAUUGGACAUAUCCAGGCAGAUCUCCAAGGAUCCCUGACCAUGACUCCAAGUCGACGAGCCCGAUCGUUAUCACGCAGGACGAGCAGUUCCUCGUGAAGGGGCUGACGGCGGUCGACCACCGCUCGCUGCUGCAGCACUCCGCCGCCUACGCGGCGAGACUGCUGGGAGGCG
This is a messenger RNA of Prorocentrum cordatum, 509 nucleotides long. The record is from the annotation of a GenBank genome assembly. NCBI's taxonomy places the organism in Eukaryota, Dinophyceae, Prorocentrales, Prorocentraceae.